UAUAUCGUAUCGCUUUAACAAGGACUGUUUCGAAACUUGAAAUAUAAUUGCAUUUUUUAUUUGUGUACGGAUUAUUUUCUUUUAAUGCCAUGUUGCUUAUUUUGGUAAUUAUCCACUCUUUUGGAACAUCUCAAGGCUUAGGAAAUGAAUUUGCGUCAUCUUUUUUCGAGAUAGAGAAAGUGUUUCAGUUUCCCAAAAAUGACCCUUCACUUUCUUUAAUACAAGCAAAGUCAUUGCUUUCAUGCAGUUUUCAUUGUCUGAAAUUAGAAUCGCCAUCGUUUUACUAUUUUGAAAAUAAUGCAACAUGUUUCUGUUAUUCCGGUCAUGGCAAUAACACUGAUGAGUAUGGGCAGACUGACAAUGAAAUUAUCUAUGGGAAAAGAACAGAGACGGUGUCAACAACGUAUACUCAAGUAGGCAGUUUAAAGACAAAAAGAAUACACAAGCAACCAGAGCCAGUUGACUGCCUUGAACUUUUUCAACAAGGCUUUACUGAGGACGGUGUUUAUGUGAUUAAACCAACCGGAAGUUCUGCUACUGAUGUGUGGUGUGAUAUGACCGGUGGUGGAUGGACGGUUAUACAACGCCGGCAAGACGGAACGGAAGAUUUCUACAGAAAUUGGGAAGAUUAUAAAAAUGGAUUUGGAAACAGAGUUGGCGAGUAUUGGCUCGGGCUUGAAAAUAUUCAUCAUUUGACAAAAAGCAGCAGUUCUCUUCAUGUAUACAUGGAAACAUUCCAAAAAGACAACAUGGAUCCGUUUUCUGCUUUUGCUGAAUAUUCCACCUUCAGAAUUAAUGACGAGAGUGAUAAAUACAGGUUGACGGUUGGGGGAUAUCACGGCUCGUGUGGUGAUUCCAUGUCGCAUCAUAAUAAUUGCCGAUUCUCGACCAAAGACAGUGACAAUGACGAGUGGUAUGCGAACUGUGUUGAAUACUAUGGUGGAGCUUGGUGGUACAGAGAUUGUCAUACCGUGAAUCUAAAUGGACUUUAUCUGAACGGGGCUAAUACCGCACAUGGUCGUGGUAUUAACUGGCGUUGGUGCUGGAGCUUAGAUUACUCUCUCAAGAAUACUGUAAUGAAAAUUAGAAGAGAUAUGUAAUUUUUCUCUGAUAUUGAAUGUGUAAGCUGCUUAUAUAUUCCGUAAUAACACGGACAUUUUAAUAAACAGUUGAUUGAACCAUAAUGUUUUAUAUCACAUAUUCUGUAUUUAUCUAUUUUAUAUCACAGUCAAUUUAUAUAAAUAUAAUAGUGUCAUCACAAUUUUGGGAAACAGACAUCCCUCGUGAG
Molecule: messenger RNA, 1288 nt
Organism: Ruditapes philippinarum (Manila clam)
Lineage: Eukaryota; Metazoa; Mollusca; Bivalvia; Venerida; Veneridae
Product: microfibril-associated glycoprotein 4-like
Exons: 2
Coding region: 90-1100 (336 amino acids)
Source: RefSeq, a predicted model, not a curated record